Molecule: messenger RNA, 979 nt
Organism: Arachis ipaensis
Lineage: Eukaryota; Viridiplantae; Streptophyta; Magnoliopsida; Fabales; Fabaceae
Source: RefSeq, a predicted model, not a curated record
GAAAUCUGCUGGAAAUUGGCAUCGGAUCCGAGACUGAGACAAAAGAGAAGAGAACAUCGACUUGACCAACACACGAUCGAUUUGGGGCAUCCGCUUAUUGAGGUUGUGUUCCCUACACACCUCCUCGCCGAUUCUGAUGCUUUCUUUGCUCUGAAAUCUAAAGAGCUCUCUAAGUUGUAGUCAUUAUUAGAGUGUGGAACUUAUUUGUUUUUACACACUAAAGGGCCUCAUGUCAAACGUAGAGGAUAACAAAGAACAACGACAAAUGGAUGUCAACGCAUCUAAUGAGUCGAGUAACAUGCCGUCAUCCCAGAAGCAGGAGGAAGCUAUAAAGAAAAAAUAUGGAGGAAUGAUGCCCAAAAAGCCACCUCUCAUAUCUAAGGACCAUGAGCGCGCUUACUUUGAUUCCGCUGAUUGGGCACUUGGAAAGCAAGGUGGCGAGAAGCCUAAGGGACCACUUGAAGCACUUAGACCUAAACUACAGCCAACACAACAACAAACACGCUACCGGAAAUCUCCUUAUGCUCCUGAAGGAGAAGAAGGGGGAAGCGUUCCACCAGAGGAUUCUCCAUCCAACGAGUAAAAGCAGCAAAUCAGUCUUUUCAUGAUGUGCUGACAAUCAUUGUUCUGAUACCUGUGUAGGUAUGACCUUUCGUUGUUUUUCAACAAUAAAGGAAAGUUGAAUUUGUGUAUUCAUAUAUUAGCAAAAGACCAAUGAUUUGAACUUGCAGCUAUAUGCUGUAAAAGACUUAUUGGGAUUAUGAUUCGUGUUUGCCUCUUCUUUUUCACCCUUAUCUUCAUUGUUUUUUUUCCCCUCCUGGAAGAUAAAAGGCGAUAAAUUAUUAAUAGUAAAAAUUAAAGAAAAAGAGUGAUCCUCUCGUCGUGUCGUUGGCCUUUUUUGUUUUUGGCAAAAAUGGUGUACAGAUUUUAAAUUAAGAACUUAUUGUGAUAUGCACAAUUGCAUCAUGUAAUUUAUGUA